UUUAAUCUAUUUAAUCCUUAGAUUUUAGUGACCAACUUGGAUUUCCACGAUGAGCAGAAACGCCGGAACCUCAAUGGGACCCUUCACGAGCUCCUCCGGAUGAACAUCGUCCCCAUUGUCAACACAAAUGAUGCUGUUGUCCCCCCAGCUGAACCCAACAGUGAUCUCCAGGGGGUAAAUGUUAUUAGUGUUAAAGAUAAUGAUAGCCUGGCUGCCCGCCUGGCUGUGGAAAUGAAAACUGACCUGUUGAUUGUUCUUUCAGAUGUAGAAGGCCUCUUUGACAGCCCCCCAGGGUCAGAUGAUGCAAAGCUCAUUGAUAUAUUUUAUCCUGGAGACCAGCAGUCUGUGACAUUUGGAACCAAGUCUAGAGUAGGGAUGGGCGGCAUGGAAGCCAAGGUGAAAGCAGCCCUCUGGGCUUUGCAAGGUGGCACUUCUGUUGUUAUUGCCAAUGGAACCCACCCAAAGGUGUCUGGACAUGUCAUCACAGACAUCGUGGAGGGAAAGAAAGUUGGCACCUUUUUUUCAGAAGUAAAGCCUGCAGGCCCGACUGUUGAGCAGCAGGGCGAAAUGGCUCGAUCUGGAGGAAGGACGUUGGCCACAUUAGAACCUGAGCAGAGAGCAGAAAUUAUCCACCAUCUGGCAGAUCUGUUGACAGACCAGCGGGAUGAGAUCCUGUUGGCCAACAAAAAAGACCUAGAGGAGGCAGAGGGGAGACUUGCAGCCCCUCUGCUAAAGCGUCUAAGCCUCUCCACAUCUAAACUGAACAGCCUGGCCAUCGGACUACGGCAGAUCGCAGCUUCCUCGCAGGACAGUGUGGGACGUGUUUUACGCAGGACCCGAAUUGCCAAAAACCUGGAACUAGAGCAAGUGACAGUCCCAAUUGGUGUUCUACUGGUGAUCUUUGAAUCUCGCCCCGACUGUCUACCCCAGGUGGCAGCCUUGGCUAUUGCAAGUGGUAAUGGCUUAUUACUCAAAGGAGGAAAGGAGGCUGCACACAGCAACCGGAUUCUCCACCUCCUGACGCAGGAGGCCCUCUCAAUCCAUGGAGUCAAAGAGGCCGUACAGCUGGUGAAUACCAGAGAAGAAGUUGAAGAUCUUUGCCGCCUAGACAAAUUGAUAGAUCUGAUCAUUCCACGUGGCUCUUCCCAGCUGGUCAGAGACAUUCAGAAAGCUGCCAAGGGGAUACCAGUGAUGGGACACAGUGAAGGGAUCUGCCACCUGUAUGUGGAUUCAGAGGCCAGUGUGGAUAAGGUCACAAGACUGGUCAGAGACUCUAAAUGUGAAUACCCAGCCGCCUGUAAUGCUUUGGAGACUUUGUUAAUCCACCGGGAUCUGCUGAGAACACCGUUAUUUGACCAGAUCAUUGACAUGCUAAGAGUGGAACAGGUGAAAAUUCAUGCAGGGCCCAAGUUUGCCUCCUAUCUGACCUUUAGUCCUUCAGAAGUGAAGUCACUUCGAACAGAGUAUGGGGACCUGGAAUUGUGCAUUGAAGUGGUGGACAGCGUCCAGGAAGCCAUUGACCACAUCCACAAGUAUGGCAGCUCCCACACGGAUGUCAUCGUCACAGAGAAUGAAAAUACAGCAGAGUUCUUCCUCCAGCAUGUAGAUAGUGCCUGUGUGUUCUGGAAUGCCAGCACCCGCUUCUCUGAUGGCUACCGUUUUGGACUAGGAGCUGAAGUGGGAAUCAGCACGUCACGAAUCCAUGCCCGAGGACCAGUAGGCCUUGAAGGACUCCUUACUACUAAGUGGCUUCUUCGAGGGCAAGACCACGUGGUCUCAGACUUCUCAGAGCAUGGCAGUUUGAAGUAUCUUCACGAGAACCUCCCUGUUCCCCAGAGAAACACCAACUGAAAAGAUCCAAGAAACCAGGAAUAGUCCAAGAAGUCGUCACAGUUCCUCCAGCCUUAAGAAUCUCUAUGGAGAAGCCGGAUCCUGUCUCCCGUUCCCUAGAAGGGUCUGCCAUUGGAAAGUGCACCUAGAUGCUUCUGGGCUCAGUUGGGACUCUCGGUCUUGGCUAAUGUUCAUGUUUCCAUCCCACUCCUUCACUAAGGAAAUAACUGCUACAGAUAAGGACUUGGCUCUGCCUAGUCUAGCUCCCUUCAGUGAUAGAAGCAGAGGUGCAGUUUCCCCCUGUGAACAGCAAGGAGAAACCCUGGUUGCUUUUUAUCACCUCAGUGAGGUAAGGUCUCCCUUGGCAUGUGGUUGGUUCUAGCGCCAUCAUCCCUAAUCCGUCUUUCCACACUUCCUUGCAUUUCUCCCACACAUAGUCAUCUUCAAAAAGAAAGACUUGGAAUUUUAGAAAAGGGGCAGCUCUUCUUUAAAGCAUUCUCAUCAGAAACAAGAUUAAAAUGGACUGGGAAAACUGGCCUUUUGUGUGCAUUUGUGGAAUAGGUAAAGUGAGCAUUGCAGGUACCUGCAGCCUGUCCCUGUACUGGAGGUGCACGGAACCUGCAAUACAGUGGAACCUGAGUGGCAGACAGGAAAUACAAGUUUCAAGAUGUUUCCACCAAGCAGAAGGAGUAUCUGCGCCAGUUAUGCUUGAAAUUUUUAUAUGACUAAUUUUGUCAUCCUGUCCUUCGCCCCCAAACAAAGAUUAGAGGAUUAUUUUAAUACUUUGGAUUCUUCCCUCUUUUUGAAAAAUAAAGUUCUUAUGAAAAGCC
Messenger RNA from Ictidomys tridecemlineatus (thirteen-lined ground squirrel), 2660 nucleotides. NCBI's taxonomy places the organism in Eukaryota, Metazoa, Chordata, Mammalia, Rodentia, Sciuridae. The record is from RefSeq and is a predicted model, not a curated record.